AUGUUUUGGUUGGAGAGAAACCACAAACCGAAAAGGUACUUUCCCGAAAACGAUUUGGCCGCCCAAAAGUGCUCCGGAGAGGCGAAGGUAACACGGACGACCUCGUACGCAACCUGGACAGCCUUGACGUCAAGACUGGCGAAAAUCCCAAGAACAUCGGUCAUGAUCUCGUCUUUGGUUUUGUGAGCUAGCUUGCGGCCAACCUUCAAACUAAUGGUUUUUGGUAGGCGCAUGAUAACAAAAGCGAAGAAGCAAAAAGGCAAAACGCGAAAAUGCAAAAAACCAAAAAACGGCAAAGAGCAAAAGCAAAAAGCCGGGAUUAGAAGAAUACAAAGAAAAAUAAAGAAUUAGAGUCGAAAGAUGCUAAUCCACACAGCAAUAAUGAAAACAUAACAAUUGGUGGCAGAAGGACACCAACUGCAAGAAAAAAAAAAACAAUUAAUGUCGAAGACACCAACUGAAAGCACAAAAAACACAAAAAGGUAAAUUAUAGUCCAAAGGACACCAAUCUACAAAAAAAGAAACAAUUAGCGGCAGGAAGACACUAAUUGCAAGAACAAAUAUACAAUUGGCGUAAAAACGCCAAUUGCCAGAUGACCAAGUAAUAAAUUUGUGUCCAGAAGACGCCAAAAACCUUGCGACACAAACAAAAGCUAUAUAGAGCACGGCAAAGACAACUAACAAACUAGACAAAGUAAGUAAGAGACAAGAGCUGGUGAAGGUGAAAUCAAAGAUGACGGGCGCACGUAUUUAAGAGGCAAUAUGCUCCGCGGUGGGUGUUGUAUUAAAUGCUUGAGGUUUUAGACACAGCAAAGAGAGUGAUUGCACUUGUUGUAUGUAGUACAACUAAUUGUUUGUAACAGUAUAAGUGCAAAAUUGGCGUAGCUUAGGUGUCGAAAUGUUUAAAAUCGUAAAGGGUAGAUACUCUCACACAGACUUUUAUGUAAUUUUUACCAGGUGAACUCCGGCAGGAGAUCAUUGGUAAUGAGGAUGAGAAAAGUGAAUACCGAAUUUGGGAGGCAAUCUCUGUUUUUCAGAGGUCCAAUUCUCUGGAAUGGCCUCCAUAAUGAAACAAGAAUUCAAGAUGAAGUAGCUAGAUUUAAAGUAGCCUUGAAGAAAUGUAAUCUGGAACAAAUUAGUUUAAUGAAGGGAACUUGUAAAAUUUUAAAUAAAAAUUUAGAUGAUUUCUUUUAUUAUUAACUUGUAAUUUUAACUUAUGAUGCUGUGCUGAUAGGAUAAUUUUAGUAUUACUUAUAGCUGUGAAACGUCCCUCAUCGGCGAUGAGCGAGGAGAAACGUCUGCCGUUCGUAGGCUAGCUUUGCAGCCCAGUGAUUACCACUCGAUGACUUCGCCUGCAAUUUGCAAAAUAACUGCAAGACUAAUCUAAAAUCCUAUUAUAUUUUGAAUUUGUAGAUAAACAGGAAAUAAAAGAAGAAACAAUCGGUUGAAAUUUAAGCAUAAUUUUAAAUCUGGAAUAUUUGAAUGGACACUAAUAGUUGGAUUCGGCUCUUGUAUAAUAUGAAGAAUCCGACUAUAAUGCAAAAGCCGAGUCCAAUAAUUGCUAAAUAUUGAAAUUUUUUUUUCUUCCUUUAAGGCAAUGCAUAGAAACGAAAGCAAAUAUCAUUUCCAAAUAUUGCAAUUGUUAGUAUAUUCAGGAAGACUUUUACGUUAAAAUCCCGUCGCCAAAAAGUCAGCCUCAAGACAAAACAGAAACACGUAACAUCGUAGGGUUCAUUUCUCAUACAUAUCCACUUCAAUUUGUUUGCAGCCAAAUCAAACUACUAUUUCAUUUUACAUUUCAUGGCGUUUUAUGUCUUGCAAACACCAUUUGAUAACGGUGAGUAUAAAAAUUGUUUUUGUUAAUUUGCGAGUAUAACUGUCUUUUUCAAGAACAAGGCACAAUGAUCUUUCUCUACCAAAUCCAGCGGUUAAUAUUCGAAAAUAUUUCCUGAUUGAAUAAUAAAUGCAAGAUUACAGAAAAACCAAAGCCAAAUAGCUCACUAUAGUGAAUAAUAAGAUUAGCGCAUACGUUGCAUAACGCUAAGAUAGAAAAGAACUUUCAAAGUUUGAUAGCCGAAAUAGAACUGCAGCAGGGGCCUAGCCAGCCCAUAAACCUAAAUGCCCGGGUCUACUGAUUUUUGGUUCGAUCACUCUACCGCUUGUAAUAAAUGAUGUGUCCAUGGGGUGAGCUAAAAUGCAUAAGAAGUCUAAGUAUUGGUAAGUUCAGUGCGUACUAGUCAUGCGUGCAAUUUUCAGGAUGUAUGGAACUGAAAGUCAGCCAGGCCUACAACUAUAGUCAUGGACAAAAGUCUUGGGACACGUUUGCGUUUCUGGGGCGUUUUCCAAUUCACACAGGGCCAACCCCUCCCCUCAUCCCACAAACAAUGUUGGACGCGUGUAUCUAGAAUUUUUUUUUCCGAGUUUCAACUUUGUAUAGAGUGGGGGGAGGGAGAACUACAAGAAAAUUUCGAAAACGCUGCACUGUUUUAAGAGGGAACCGAGAAAUAACAGAAAAAUAAGAAUAUUGCGGUACUGUUCCAAGGACUUUUUUCCAGGAUUGUCGUCAAAAAGCUGGCUACGCCCCUAACUCCAAUCUAACUCGGUCGGUUCUGUCACAACGAUGCGAGGUGAAUUGUUGUUCCAUUGUACAAUGUGUAGAAUUGCUACGAUUGGUGAGCUCUUCUCCGGGGUCCCAAGUAGUGAUUGUUGAAUGUCAUGAUACCUUUUCUUUCUACUCUAGGUUAGUUCCACAACUGGGUGUAGUUCCAGUUACCCAAUGACAAUAGCAUACAACUCUCCAGGUAAAUUUUCGAGAUUUUAACCACAGGCAAGGAGUAGCGUCACCAUUAAUGUCACCUAGAAACUAGAAUGGGCAAUGUCCUUUUUAUAUUUAACCUUAAAUCUUCGCUAACAGGGAUUGCGUAGUGGUGAGAGCACUUGCCUCCUUUCGUAAUGUGGGUUAAUUGAUUGGUUUUCCUCUUCUCUGCUGGUGCGUCAAGACAUUUCUCAGUCCAGCAAAGCGUUACUGCGGAUUUUUCCUUCUUCUUCAAGUUCCAAUUCCAUCUAGAUAGAAAGUCAUUAGGGAUAAUACUUUAAUUAUAAGGGUUUUACAUUUUCCAAAUAAGGGUGGCUUGUUUAUUUAUUUAUUCAUUUGUUCUGAUGUAUUUAUACAAAUGUGGACUUCUGUGAGUGACACAUUUUUUGUGGGAUUAAUUUGUUUAAGCUAUCCCCUGUUGUUUUGUUGUGUCUGGUCGAUCAAUCAUUCGCUGAUGCAGAGGAUUCGAGCAAAUAAUAGGUCUACAAAUAGUUUGUUGGACUGCGAAACUUAACACUGAUGAUAUUUUGCAAAACAAGUUAAUUUAAUGGGCGUACCUCUUUUGAGUUGAAAUUAAUUAUAGAAAUGCGGAGCCGUUGUUGUCACCACAGACAAUCAGUGGUAGAAGCGGAAUCAUUUGAAUCUUGAUAUUCAUGAUUCAGGUCGUUUUUGCCUCAAUGCUUCAUGAUUCCUACAAGAAUUUUUUCCAGAUUCAAGAUUCACGAACACCCAUUGACUUCAUGAUUUUCUCAGUGGCAACUUAGUCUCGUUUUGUACAUGUGUAGUUCCUUUGGAGCUCAAACUUCUCCCUCAUAGAGACUCGGUAUCAUCAUUCGUUUUUCAUAACUGGCAUGAACAUUAAGCACGAGGCCGGAGAAGGUACUGGAAAAGUAAGCUGACUGUCAGCCUCGAAUGCACGAAUUACCGAUAGGGGGUUCUGGGAGCAUGCUCCCCGAAUGUUCCCCCGCGAAAAUUUUUGAAAAUUGGACUCUCGGAAACACCAUAUCCUGCAUUCCAUGGAUCGAACGCUACUAAUGGAUAUGUUUAUUUUGUUGAGCUUUCCUUUGAGUCUCGUUAUUCAUGAUUCCCCAGCCGAAGUACAAAGAGUCAUCAUUCCCUAGUUUUUAAACGAAGAUUCUUGAUUCUUACAUGUUUUGUAACUAUGGUUCAUGAUUCAUGAUUCUGCUUCCACCCACCGACAGACAAGGGCAAAGUGCGAAUAAGGAAAGCAUGUUCAGCAGUAGAACGAGCUUUUCGUCUAUUGCGCAUGAGCAGACCAUUGUUACGAAACUACUAUCUGCAGUAACGUAAUAAUGACCUCUGAAUCGAUUAAACCUCAGAAGAAAAUUGUCUGAAUGAUUAUACUGAUCCUAAGGUCCACAAAUUAGGUUUCUGUGAUACUUGAAAAUAUCACUGCUUUAAAAGACAACCACUUAAAGGUAAUUAUCUCAAUUCUUGUCCUGAGCGAUCCAAAUUCUGCAAGAUAUGGCCCUCUUGUCCUACUCUCUUCCCUCGAUCUCUACUAGAAUAUCUUUUAAGUAACGAAAUUGAAAUGUUUUUUAAUUGUUUUACUGGUAAUAUACACUUUUCUUUCAGGCUGUGAUAAUAUAACCAAUUUUCCCAAAAGCAAAUGCUUCUUCAUCAAAUGUAAGUUUUAGAAUUAUUUGCCUCCGUUCACUUAUCAGACGAUUAUGGAUAUCCACCUGUUUGUAUAUUAACAUCACUUAUUUACUGCUUUUCCUUUUCCUUUUUUCUCUUUUACUUUUGUCUUUUUUAUUAAAUGUUUAAAUUAACGGGUAUGCUGACACUGUAAACGGUCAAUUAAUUAAUAUUAUUAAUAAGUUUAUUUCUUUUUAAUUAUAUAUUAGAUGGUACCUAAUCCGAUAUUGUCAGCAAAGCUAUAAUCAUUUAAUUUUUUAAAACUGUCGAAUUAUGGGUUGAUUUGGAUAGCUUGAAAUAGACAAAUUGUCCACCGUCCAAAUCAAGAAAAAUGAGCCAAUAAAAAGCCAGUACAAUUGGCUAUGCAACUUAGCCUAUCAGGGAACAUACUCACUCAUUCACUCACACUCACUCACUCAUUUUCAAGAUUGCUUAAAUAGCUCUGUAGAAAAAUAUGCAAACAAGGAAAUUUACAAAAGAUUGACACUCAGAAGAAUAUCUUAAGAGAGUUAGAAAGCCAGUGCAUAAGAUUAGUGUAACCAAGCUGCGAUUAGGAGUUUAUUCUUUACGCAUAAAACCUUUUGUUUAUCUGAUCAUUGACAAUCUUUUACAUGUUUAGCUGUUCCUCGAGAGGCGCAGAGGGCGGUCAGAAAUAUCACAUCUUCUAUUCCUUUAACUGCAAAAGAUGACUAUCCAUUCAAUGUGACUAUAGACUGGCAUCCGCCAGCUUUCGAAGAGCUGAAUCCAGUGUUUUUGUACCUGGUUUCGUUGUUCGUAUACAGAAACAACAGCUGCGACGGGCGAAUAAGUCUCGAUCUCGUUAGUUUUUAUCGACAGGUAAGUUGGUUAAUACAUUACAAGUCAAGGUUCUGGUGUCUUAUUUUAUAUUCGGACGUUACUUGCAACUUUCUGGUGCCGGUUAGAUCUGCUCCUGGAUUUCUAGGUGGUGCUGAUUCGAUUCUUCAGCCCCUCUUUCUGCGUUUCGUGAUUACCUCCAAAUCUAAAUCUAAAUAUGACUUUGUCGGCAACAUCCACGAGGGAUAUCACGCCAACUCUAAAACAGUAAAUAUAUAGAAGAUGAUAACAAAAGCUUAAACUACCAAUAAAAACUAUUGUAAUAUAAACUGCUAAUAAAAGAUAACCUAAAGGGGUUUAAAAUCUUGCAGCAUUCCCGUCAGGCUCGCUGUUCGAUCAUAAUUUCCCGUGACCAAGCGAGCCGCUGUACCCUGUCAGGUGCGGCUUUAUCUUUCUAGUAGUCUUAUACGUGGUUUCUUUCACUGGGCCUGCAACCAGCUUUGAAUCCAAUGCAGUGACUUCAUUGCUCUAUCCUACGUCGUUUUAAACUUGAGGCCCAAUCCUCAACCUGGAACUCGAACCGCUACUUUUGAUAAUUUUACUGAAAGGCAAAUUGGCCUGUUCGGCCUUUUUGCUAUUUCUAGCCUAGCUGUAUCGCAACAUUUAUUGCGUAAAUCUAAUGCUUCUAAAUUUACUUGCAGGUGGCACCGUAUAUCUCAUUUACCUACCUUAUACCUAAAACAAAAUACAAAAUUCAAGUAAGUGCUACAACGAGCCCCCGUAUUGUAAUGUAGGCUAGAUGCAACUCAACACCCUAUUUACUCUAUCUACCCACCGUAGCAAAUUCUAAUUGCUUAGAAUGAAUGAUUUUCCAGUAAUCGGAUACUCAUGUUUUGCGCACAGGAUUUUGGGAUCGCCAGGGGACAAACAUUGCAAGUCGCUACAAAGAAUUGUAUGGCGUGGAGUUGUUUCUCCGUUAAAAGCAGUGUCUUUGGACAUAGAAUGCCGCACUUUGCCGUGAUUUUAUGAGAAACGGAGGUGACUAAUGUUAGUGCGUUGAAAUUUCAAGUUUCUGUGUGAUUAAUGCGAUAAAUUCUAUCGAUAAACACUCCUUGCGUGAGGUUGAGUGUGAAAUUUAUGUUUACUGAAUUUUACACAGUGAUCCACAUGAAGAAAAGGUGUCGAAAUAUAUAGUGCAAAUUUAGGUAUACAUGUAGGGGGACUGGCUCAUUUAAGCUUUUUAGUUUUAAUUACGUGUGGUAAUAUUUACAACGAGUGUAACUACGCUCGGCCGCGAUCAGCUCUGUGCGGGUUAUGACGCUCAACAAUCGUAGGACGUGGCCAUAAAAAUAAAAAAUCCUCCUUUACUUUGGUAUAAACAAAGUAACAUCUACGAAAUAUUUCAUGGAAAGUACAUGGUAUUUAACCAUUAGUAGAGGAGGCAGAAAUCGUGCGAACGAGUAAGAUUUCCGAUACAAUAGCAGUGAGUGUGUAAAUAAAUACCAAGUUGAUGUGCGAAAUUCAGAGAUUCUAGUCUUCCCUCAAAAUGAUCAGAAAAGGCAUUAGAACUCAUUGGUGCUCUGGAUCAUGACAAAACAUUUCGCUUGUGUUUUUUUGGUUAGAAGGAAUCAAUAUACCAAUGUGGGGAAGAUGUUUUUGCUUUUAAAGUUAAUACUGUACAUAUCAAAUUCGACAAUACAUAAGCUUACCUUCGAUCGUUGUCACAAACUGGCACAGCGUUGUGAUCGCCGCAGAGCCGAACGUAAUUACACUCGUUGUAAAUAUCAGCACAUGUACUUACAACUGGAAAGGCUUAAUAAAUGAGUCCACAUUCCCCGCUCAUUUAUACCUGGUAAGUUAGUACCCCGGGGGGGGGGGGAACUCCCAUAUGAAACAGACGGGGAUGCUCGUCGGAAAUUUUGAAUUUAACCCCUAAAGGAGACCAUCUGGGCGUGGCUCAAGCUUUUUGUGACCCCUAAAGGAGACCAAUCUGGGCGUGGCUUAAGCAAAUUUUGACCCCUAAAAGAGACCGCUUAAAAACACACAAAUACGACAUGCAAUGAGUUUUAAUGAUAUAAAGACAUAAUCAUCGAAUGCUUUUAUCUAAAAGUAGUUUUUAAAAGCAUUGUCAUAAAUCUCAAGUUCUUCGCGGAACCCUAAACGAGACCUUGGCGGCCUAAAAUAUUGGCGCUUUGCCCGGAACACCCUAAGCGAGACCAAAAUCCAAAAUUUACACCCCUAAACGAGACGACGAGCAUCCCCGCCUGUUUCAUAUGGGAGUCCCCCCCGGGGUUAGUACUAUAUAUUUCAAGACCAUUCAGUAAAUUUCACAGUCGACCUUUCGCAAGAAGGAGUGUUUAUCGAUAGAUUUCACCGCAUUGAUCCCACAAAAACUUACAAUCAACGCACCAACAUUAUUCACCUCCGCUUCUCAUAAAAUCACGGGAAAAUGCAGCAUUCUCUGUCCAAAGACACUGGUUUUAAACGGAGAAACAGCUCCACGCCAUACAUUUCUUUGUAGCGACUUGCAAUGUUUGCCCCCUGACGAUCCCAUAAUCCUGUGCUCAUAACUAAGUCUCCGAUUACUGGAAAAUCAUUCAUUGCUAUUUAGUUAUUUUUCUUUUAAAUGUGAUAUUUUGUCAUGAUUUCAUCUUUAUUUGGGUGUGGUUUGGUUAGUGUCAUAUUCGUCACGAGUAGUUGAUUGUCUUGAUUUAAGUCUGCCUGGCUACCUGGCUCCGAUAGAACCCAUGUAGACGGACAUUUCUCUCAGUCAUCAUAUUCCUAACUAAUUUUACUGCUGUUACAUCAAGUUGUGACGCCAAUAAAGAGUACAAAUCUGUAGUCAGACUGAUCUUGAAAAUAAUUUUGGCCCAAAGCAGGCUAAAAUAACGAUCUCACUUCGUCAAGGCAUUAACUGAUCGGGUGAAACACUUACCCUAAGAAUUAGAGCCAAUACAAAUGUACUUUAAAAACCUUUCACUGGUCUUACAAUAUGUGAAUCUAAUCUGGAGUAUUAUUAUGUACAGGUUGAACCAUUAUUUGCUUAUCUCAGACCUCAGUCGCCGACGAGGCACAUAAACUUUACAAUACCUGGUUAGUUAAAACUUACAACUAACGUACACGUAAUACAGUUACAAUGGCAUAAAACACCAGAUGGUACUUCAGUAAUUUGUUGUAUCCCCUCAAUGCAUCAGGUUUAGUUUCAGCCAAAAACAUCUGGAGAGCCACUGGGGUAUGAUCGACAGAGCCUUAUUUUACUGCUACUGCCAAUUCAAAAUAAUAGCAACUCUGAAUCAAUUAAUAACGGGAUUCUUCUGGGACUUUCAAACUGCGGUAUGCUAAGAGAUUGUUUUCCUUAAAAAUCGUUGCUAGAUUGAAAUCAAUCUAACUGCAUUUCUUUUCUUUAAGAUAUAAAUUUGGAGAAACUAAAGGUUCAUUACAAAGGUACACAAUUCCACCUUUCGUCAAACGGGAGUAGCUUUGAUGUUAACAUUUCUUGGGACGAACCAACAUUUAACAGGAAACUGACAGGUUAUCAGUUUUCUUACCAAGUUGGAUACCAAAAAUCGGUAGUCAAUGAGACUGUAAGUAUUUCAAAUUAAUUUUCUUUUGUUGGUGAAUAAAAACAGUGUCUGAAAUAAACAUAGUGUGAACAGCGCAUAAAUUUAACCUCCAGAAGAUCUCUACUCGAUCACUUCUUUCCUUAAAGGAAUACCUUACGACACCACGGAGUAGCUGCCUCCCAGGGCUAGCUCCCAGCCCCCCGUCCCCCCCGCCUCGGUCAAAAACUAGAGACAUUUAAAAAGUGCUUCAACUGUUGUAUUGAUUAAACAGUAAUGUUAGGCCAUUGGCUUUCACUUCCUCUUCUUAAUUUUGCGUUUCUAGUUCUUUUUUGUUAUAAUUAAUUUGUUCUUUUAUUUUUAUUUGGAGAGAAAGGAAAUUAACAGAUCAGAGUUUCACAGGAUUCUAUUUUACGCUCCUUAAGAGGACUUAGGCUUUUAAAGAAGUUAUUUGUGAUCAACUUGAUUCAACACUUGAUCAGCUCGAAUCGUCUUUGUUCUACUGUAGAAUCGAGCAAACCUGGUAAAAUAUUACCCAAAGUUCGGGAAAACCGCUAACGAAAUGAUUGUUGACGACUGAACAGCGGCUAAGAUAUCACAACGAUACAAGGGGUGAAAAUAAUUUUUGGCUCGCCAAAAAAUCGUCAGUCAUAUUGGCGCCAUUUUCCUCAGCUGUAAGACAAAAAAUGAAUUCGUACUCACGAACGCAUGACCGUUUGCUCGGUCAAAUUCUUAUUCUACACUAAACAGUAAACGAAGACGAUUCGCUGUAUCAGCUGUAACAUUUUGCUACAGUCGAGGUCACAAAUAGCUCCCCUGCGCCUUGUGUUAAGGGUGAGAGAAGGGUAUGCUCCCUAGGGAUUUCAGUCAGCGUGUGGAAAGAAAACUAAAUAAUAUAAACCUUAAUUUCUGAUUUGACGAUUGAUCUUCAUUGUCACUUUUUCUUUUAGAAAAAAACUUACUUUGAUAUUCCGGAGGUGUUGCAUGGCGAGCAAUUUUCUUACCGGGUAAGAUAUACCUGUAAAUCAGUUUUCGGAUGAUAAUUUGUACGUAUGCGGCGCCCCGGGAUUUUGUAGCGAUCAGCUACGAUGGUUUAAUGAUAUAACCAUGGUUUGACUAUGGUCGAUUAGAAAUAUUAAUGGCACAUGCAUAUUAGACCAUAGUAUAAAAUUGUAUAUGAUGUGACGAUAUAUGUUUUAGUCUAAAUUAAUCAUAGUGUAGUCUAGCGCGAAAUCAAUAAGAAAUAUUGACGAUCUUAGCUUGUAUAUUUUUUCUUUCACUUUUGCUUUACGCCGGAAACACCUCUCCUGCCUCCACUGCUCUUUUAGUCGCUUUCUAGAUUAACAGCUAGUAGCGCUAUGAGGUAAGCGCUAAAACGACUAUCAACACUAUUAGAUAAGUGUAAAUCCUGCUACAGUUUUAGGCUUGGGUUAACUUUUCACAGCUCCCAAAUCUGCCUCUAUCGCUAGCUAAUUAACCAUUCUACCUGCUUACCAAUUAAACGUACUAACCCUUCCUAAAUUAUUACUAAGGCUAUGACUUGAUCAUUCCUCAUAUUUCCUAUUGGUCCCUUUGUGUCAGAUUCACACAUAGAGUCUCGUUACGGAUGUUGAUUUAAUGAAUAAACAAGUAACUUGGAUAAUUUCCUGUAAAGAGGCCAUAAAAUGAGUAACACAUUGUGAAAUAAACGAUUAGCCUUGUUGUGAAGAAAGAGUUGGACUCCUUGUCAAGAUUUCAGUUGCCGGGGGUACCUUUCUGCUGCCAGCGAGGAAGAAGGUAAUUCCCCGAAAAACGUACCGGUACAAUGAUAUGACAUGAUCAACAAUGUUUAAGGCAAACGUCAGACCAGACCUGGAAUAACAUAAACAACAAUACGUGACCAUGGUCAAAGGAACACGUUUAAGCCCACAAACUUUCCUGAAAUCAUUGGGAGUAUUAAAAUUUCAAUCUGUGAUGAGGUCAAAAAAUCAAGGAAAAAGGAACUAUAGGAAUAGGCAUUUGUCAUUGGAAAUUACUAAGCCUAGAAAAGAACUCCAUUUAAUCGCUUAUUACCUUGACUGCAACAGAGUUUUUCUUUAUAUUGUUCAUAAUUAUGGUCCGUGCUUUUUCACUAUGAGCAUCAGGGUUUGAGGGAGGAUUCAGCAAAACAAAAUUUCGGAGUUAGUAAUCUCUUCGUUCUGAGAGUGUUGCCACUUGUGAUUUUCCCCAAAUUUUAUUUACAACAAUGUUGUCUAUAAGCAUCGCUGAAUUUUAUUUUAUCAGACCCUGACAUUCCUAAUACAGUAAAACAACAACAACAACAACAGGUUUAGUAGGUUGAGUCUGAUCGUCCGGGUGAACGUAGUCCUGAAUAGGACUGUUGUUGUUGACAGCGACUGACGUUUCGACAACCUGUGGGGUAGUCAUCUUCAGAGUCAAAGUGAGUUGUAUCACGUCAUUUGAUGGUAUUAUACUCUGGUUAUUGAUCUGAUUGGUCAAUUACGUCGCGAUGUUAUUGGUCGUCUGUCAGUUAAGUCGUGAUGUUAUUGGCUAUGAAGACUCGUAAUCAGUAAUUGGUACGUUUCGAUCCGUCUGUUGUCACAGUUAAACAGUCGUCUAUUGUUAGUCAAAAUUGACAGGUUUGUUUCCUUUCAGGUUACUCCCAAAUACGACCUGUCAUGGUUAAAAGGAAAAGAACAACUUGACAGGGCAACGGCAGAAGGUAUCAAUGACAAAACUCAAAACGUUCUCAGAACAGUUAUUUAUGAUAAGUAAAGCUAGUCAAGCUUUACGCUGUACAUGCACUUUUUACUCUUUAUGCAUCGACAAUCACCUCUCAAUAACGAUAUCAAACAAAAAUUCAAUUCAAGAAUACAUUUUACUAGGGAAACGAUAAACAAUGGCAGAGCGUAAAAUAUCCCAAACGUUCAAGAAAUACUGAUCCAGUCUUUCUUUUCUCAACUGCAGAAUUUGCAUUUUUAACUCGAAUAUCUCUAUUUCUUGCAACUCACCACCAAUGCCACCGCUUUUUUUGCCUAGUAAUCGGUAAAAACACUCUCUAAUAAGUGCAACGAACAGAUCAUUUAUUUGAAAUUAAAGCUAUUUUGAUUCCCUGUAUCAUCAUGAAAAUGUAUAUGUUACAGUUACUAGAGAGAUAAUUUUGAUUUGCACUUUACUGUGUACUGAAAAGCUGAAAAAUCAGCAAAGGCAAGUUGAAGAUUCAAUCAAUCCUAAUAAUUUGAAUUGUUUUCCUUUCGUUUCCCUACAGAGUUCUGGUUAUCAGGGUUCUACUGUAUUCAUUAUUUAAUAAUAAUAAUAAUAAUAAUAAUAAUAAUGAUAAUAACAAUAUAGCUAUCUUCCAAAGAGCUACACCGAUACAUCUUAGAUUGCGAGAAUGUACCUGAGUACGUCCUAAACCCGCUUGAACCUGAAAACUCUGUGAUCGUCACUUCGAUUAACAAACAAGACAAAACAAAGAUGAAAAGAUUUUAAACUUUUAACACAAAAAUUAUUGAAAAUCAAUUAACAUUGUUUUGAAUGCCAACGUCUAACCACAAUUAUCAGUGCGGAUAAAGGUUGGGAUCCGCCUCGAUUAUCACGCAGUGUUUUCUAAUUCUUUUCCAAAGUUUUAAUGCUCACUUAUUAUCCACGGGCCUGUUUCUCGAAAGAAAAACAUUUUUGUUUUCUGACCACAAGAAACCAAGAGAGUGUUCGCCGACGAACCGUCUCAGCCAACGUUUCCUUUUCAAAGGAACUUUGCCCUGAUUGGCUAGUUUGUAUAGGAGGCUAUUUUGAUUUCUGGUAAUUGAUUGGCUCAGACCAGCUGUCCUAUUUUUUUUAAAAUAGGACAGUUUGCCUAUUUAUAAAGAAAAGUCCUGUCUGAAACUAUCCAGAUUAAUCCUCAAUUGGACAGUGGAUAAUACCUUUGCUGACAAUAUCGGAUUAACUACCUUUUGUGCUUUUAGUUCCACCGGACGCCGACUUGAAGGUGCGAAAUAUAGAAGUCGGCGAAUUUGUACCAGAAAAAGGAAAUAGCACAUUCUCGGUGAGAUUUUCGUGGUCGGGACCAGUGUUCAACCAUACUCUUUAUGGCUAUCACCUUACCUACGAGCUUAUAGGAUACAAAACGCGUGCAAUAAAGAUCAGAAGAAACGUGGUAUGAAACUUUAUUUGAGUUCAAUCAGUCAUUAAGUUAAAUCCUAAAAACAAUAUAAAUUGCUCCGUGCUUUUUUAAAAACCCGGUUUAGACCGUGGGGAGCUUUAAGGAUUCACUCAAUUAAAUAUGAAUAUAACCUUUUUAACCGUUCCAUGAGGCAAAGUCAAGCUUCUGUUUUUUCUCUAAAAACUGGUUGGCCGAUAGUUUAGCCAGGAUUAUUUCGAAGACCAUAAUAGUUAAUUCUCUCCCGCCUUUGUUUCAGACGGAACCAGAGCUGUACUUAUCUGAGAUAAGACCAAAGGAGACGGUUAGAUUAACGGUACGAUUAGCGAAUAAACUAAGAUCACCUCAGAGACAAGCGAGACCGAUAUCAUUGAGAUUUACGUUUUGUCAGUAGAAUAGUAGAGAUGUUUUACUCCCUUUGGGGGGGAGAGGGGCAGGAAUCUCAUUUAGGAAGGCAGAAAUUCAUUAAUGACUAUUACGUCAUAGUGUUUAGCUCAUGAAUGAAAUGCGAAUCUCAUUAAGAUAAGGACAUGUACUAUUUUUCGGUUGUUUAGCUCUUUGGACAAGUUUUUUUUUUCUGGGUCAAUGAAUGACUUGUUUUCUAAUUGCUUGACUAAAACCUGAAAAAAGUGUUGAUCUGUUCAUUCAUUUUGUCGACUGAGGAGUACUGUCAACGCCACCACCACAUUUCCAUUGUUUAUCAUUGCACCACCAUCACCACCACAAUAUUUUAUUGUUUUAAUAUCGGCACCACCACCACAUCUCUUUUGUUUUACCAAGACCACCGCCACAUUUUUAUCUCCUUUCCACCACCACCAUCACGUAAAUUGUUUUACCACAACCACCACCACCACCACCAAAGUAUUUCUAUAAAUUUACCACUGCUACCAUUUUUUAUCACUUUUUAUCGUUUUAUUAUGACCAACCCUUUUAUCGUUUUCCAUCCACCGCACCGCCACCGCCACCCAUCACCACCUAUUUUCCUUUUACAACCACCGCCACCACCACUUAUAUCCGUGCAAUUUGUAGUAGCGAGACUUAAUUUCCAACUACAAAGGGUACCUUGAAAAGAAAAACUGCUAAAGCAGAAGCAUAUUGAAUACCUAUCAUUUCAGUGUACUUACUUGGAAACAUGUGUUAUAUUUCAGGUUACACCAAUGUAUGAAAACAAAAAUUUACCGAAGAAAGAAAAUGAAGUAAUGGGAACUGCACCAGGUUAGAUAAUAAGGUCCUUAGGAAAGCAUUGAUUGGGUCUUGGGCAAACAAACCUGAACCUUGAAUGCAGUCUGGCCCUUUCCCGUUAACUCGAACGAAACAAGUAAAGGACAAGUCAAGGAAAGAAAAGUCUCGGUCACGUGCUACGAACUGACGUUUGCCGUAUGGGGAAAACGUGGUUAUAAAUGGGGACCUUAAGAUACACGCCAUUACCGUGAACGGGUGUGGGUUACCCUGGCACAAGUCCUGGGUAAUUGCCAUUUACAUGGGAGAGCCGGAAAAUCCUGUUAGGAAAUCAAAAUGGUUUACGCUGUUCCUUUUUGUGAAGCAUUGCAAAAGAUGGGCUCUAAUUUGUUUUAGGCGAAGCAAUCUGUUGUCUCUAUUUAGCCAGUUCAGUUGAUUAGGAUAUACUUUGUGGCACGGCGUUCCUUCCAUUGCGUCAAAUUCUAUAGUUUUAUGUUUAGGCACAAAAUUCCCGCCCCCUAGACUACCGGGUAGAAUGUUUGAUCACCCAAUAAUAGAAGUGCGUGGUAAAUGGUCGCCUACCCGUUCCUGUAAGCAGAGACGGUGUAUCUAUUUGAGGCUCCUAAUCUCUCUAUUAUGUCUUCCCAACUUCCAACUCGAUACAAUAUACCACUUACCCUAGCACCUAGAGCGGAGCUGUUAAAGGUUGUUGGACUGAAGAACGAGCAACUAGUUCCCGGUUCCUCUACCUCAUUCAGCACUAUAGUAAGAUGGGAGAAACCACUUUUUACACAAAGUAGUAUCAGCUAUUACGUAUACAAUGCUGCCAAGGAAAUGAAGGGGGAGAUGAAACGACUUAUUGCCAUUGGCCUCGACUACCAAAAUACAACGGUAAGUUACUUUUUGUUGCAGCUGUAAGUAAGCCGACACAUUAGAAACUUUGAAUAAAGCGGUUAUACUUAAUUCCAUUACGCGUUCAAUUCAAGUAGAAAAAUUCAAUUUCUGUUCCCCAAUGCUUUCUUAGUCAACGCCACCUAUUGCUGGUUGCCUACAAGUCAUAAAUGAUAUAACACAUGGUCUUAAUAAGAUUCUGUCUCAUAGAAUAGAAUUUUAUUUGCUUUAUUUAUGUCUGGUUCACGAUCACUUUUCCGUUCAGGUUAGUUUUUCUUUACAUAUUCAUCAUUAAAAAUAUCACGCCAUCUCUGGUUGCCUUAAAUCGCCUAACUAUCCGUUGCGGUCAGCUUGCAUUGACCAAAUUUGAAAGACGCUGCCGUUAACAGUACAACUGAUGCCAAUCGUAUCGAAAUAGACAGAAGAUGGAAGCGGUGUGAAAGGAAUGGCAGCUCGGCUAUUUUGGCAGAGCUGGAGAAAUUGUGGAAGGUUGAUUGUCUAAUACGUUUACCUACGUUAAUAAUCUUACCCUGAAUCUAAGGGAUUCAUCGGUUCAUUUCUACCAUGAUCCGGGUGAUCGUGGAUCACUGAUGCUAAUCCGGAUCAUCCCAAAAGAACGCACCCUAAUCUGAACCAUGACGUAAACACAGAAAAAUAAAUGCAGCUUUUGUGACAGUUGUCUUUGCAAUUCGUUUGUUUAUGUGAACCUUCCUCACAGACAGAUAACAGCGUCGUUAUAGAUGGAAUUAACCUGAAUGAGAGGGUCGAAUUUCAGGUUAGUGACGUUUAAUUUGUUUCUAGACAAAGAGUGGUCCAUAAGUUUGAGAAUUUCAGGCCCUGCAUUUCUAAAAUGUCGUCAUGGCGGAACUUUUACAGUGUAAUUUGUUGCUAAUUUAACUAUAAAGGUAAUAAUGUUAAUGAUGAUAAUGAUUGCGAUGUUGAUGAUAAAGAAGAUUAUUAUUUUUAGUAGUCAGAGUAGUAUCAUUAUUGUUCUACAUUAGUUAUCAUAACAGGAAUUUUCAAUAUCCUGCUACUCGUAAUUUGGAUGCUUUAAGCUAAAUGUUGGAUCUUAACCGACUUACCGUCUAGUUAAACUACGUUAUUUGCUGGUUACCAAAUAUUUUAAUAAUAUAUUCUAUGUUAAAAGUAGAAAUUGUUUUUGUUUUUUUCUGCCCAACAACCGGUGAGAAAUUGGUCAAUGAAAUUCGCUAAGUCUUCAAGUACAGUUAAGUUCCCUGGGUCUCACAUGUCGCUCUUCGUAGAAACAACGUAGUAAACGUUUCAGAGCAGGAGUACAUCGAGUUCAGAACUGUGCCUGGGCACCAGUAUCCGAUUUGUAAAGUUCUAGUGGCAAUUUACCGAUUUUUUUUUUUACCUGAUACUUGUAUGUUUACAUUAGUUCCAUAAUUUAUUUGUUUAGCCAGCUAGUUUUAGCUCACAAACAGCCUUUUAAAAAAGGCUGUUUCGGAGCUAAUCUCCUAUAUUGCAUAAUUACACGUUAUUGUUAAAUGGAUGUAGUCAGAAUCUUGACCAUGUAUAGUCUUUUUCCUUUUUCAGGUCACUCCUGUGUUUGCCGCGUCCGCCUUAACGGGAAUUGCUGCUAAGAUUUCAAUUGUUAGAGAAAAACCAAGUAAGAAAAUUUGAAAUUUUUACGGUACCGUAUGUAAUACAUUUAACUCUCGUCCCAACAGCGAGAAAAAUACACCCACAGGGAUGAUAAAAUCAGUCAAAAUCUUUAAAAUUUUGGUUUCAUUUCAUCUUCAGGGAGUAGGUUAUCAGCGGACGGUCUGGUUACCAGUCUCCAAUCUGCUUUAGCGGUUAGCGGUGUACUGUGAGUUUCAAAAGUCGAGCUCGUCGUGCGCGUUUAACCAUAAAGCAGCGACGAUUACUGAAUUUAAUAUUUCUAUACAAAUUUGAGCAGCACUCUCUACACUAGAAAAUAUAAGAAGGGGUUCAACUGUAUUUGUUGUUGCCCCUGACCUUUGGUGUGACAUUGAGAGAAUAUCACUAAAAAAGGCAACUGUUAGGAAAGCCGUCAGAGACUACUUUUGAUUCCUGAACGACUGUUAAUUGCCGAAAUGUGCCUAAGGAAGAAAAUAAAACCAACUGGAAAAGAUUCCUUCCAGUUACUUACUUUUUUUGGUUGAAAAUAAUCCCUUAUCAUAAUUUGAUGAUGGGUCUCAGAAUAGGUUUUUUUCCGAAAACCUGAGCUAGGAUCAAAAUUAUGAGAUUUUUUUUGUAGAAUUCGGCUAAAUUUCGUUCAGUUGUAUUUGACCCCAACUGUCGAAAUUAAAACGUCGACUCAAACUGUGAAGUAAAUAAGGCUCAUAUGGAGUAUGGCUCGUAGACUUAUCUCUCUUCAUUACCUAACCGAACCGCUUGAAUUGUGAGUAAUAUCAAUGUAUACUGUUGUUUAAGUCUUUUCUUUAGUUAGAUAACAGAUCAACGGCGAAUAUCAACUAAACAGCGUGCAUGUUCAGGAAUAUAGUAACUAUGGAAACUAGUCACCGAAGAGUAACCGUAACGCAAAGAAAUUAACAAAUGGAAUGUCUUUUUAAUUGGUCUAUGUGUUAUGAGACCUUAGCCCUUUCCCUAACGCUCUAAGACUAGUAUUAUGUACCCUUAUUGUAGCUUCGCUUAGUUUCCUAUGAUGGAAUAUUAAUCGACCUUUAUAAAUUGCCUGCCUACCAAGAGGAAUAUGACGUCGUGAUAACUUAAAUUCCAACGUUAGUGAUACUCUAUGUUAUUUUAUUACCAGAAAAGAAGGCAGAACGAGUCAUUAGGGGCAUGGAUUUCAUUUUUACACCUGGUGCAAUUACUGGACUUGUGAUUGGUUUUCUGCUCGUGGCCCUUAUUUGCAUGAUCUUUAUUUGGCGUCGCUGGAGAAAACAGAAGAUUUUAAGGAAACGAGGUCUCAUUCCAGGGUAAAAAAAAUACUUUGUCCUCGCUGUAAAUCAGAAAGAUCUGUUUUGCUCUAAAAAUGGGGAAAAGCUUUUUGAUCGGGCUGGUUUGGCUUAAAUUGUGCUCAAAUGGCUCCAAGAGGGCCGAGCUGAAUCAGACACUGGCCUGUAGAGCUGAAUUGACAAUUUUGGGCGGAAGCAGAUCUUUUUAAUCUUCAAUGUUUAUAACCUAAAUUAGACGCGAGGAAAUGAGUCGGGGAAAACCGAAGGACAAUAAAAUUAUGAAAUUAAGAUUGUUCAAAAGUAAUACUACAUUGGCAUAAUGCGAAAGCUUCCGUUGAGCUAUAGUUAAUUGGUGACUGAGUUCUUAUAUAAAUAUGAGCAAAACAUUUUGUCACUUAAACCAUACAGCUCAAGAUUUAGUGAUGCCCCUUAGUUUGUACAAUUAUGCAACGAUAAAAGUUGAAUUAAAAGGCACACGUAUGUUUAUGGUAUAUGUUAUGAAAUUUAAUGGAAAAAUUAAUUGAGACCUCUUUAUAAUAUUUGUGGUCUCAAUGAAUUUUUCGAGCCAACAACUGAAUUAGUAAAAGGGGUUGUUAACGCUUUCAGUGGUCACCAAUUAUGACCUUUAUAACUUUUUUAACAUUUCAGUACAACAGCAAAUUCUUACCUCCUUAUUUUUUUACAGGAAAAACGGUGUGAUAAUUGAUCACUGGGAGGUAGAUGGAGACCUUGUUACGCUUGAGAAUGAGAUCGGAGAGGGAGCUUUUGGUAAAGUUUUCAAGGGAACUCUAAUCAAACCCACCAGCUCUGUACCCCAGAAGUUUUGUUUGAAGCCGUGGAGGAAAACUGCUAAAACUAUCAAUGGAAGUGAAACAUACGUGGUUGCAGUAAAAGUGCUUCAUAGUGAGUACCUGUUGUUUCUGCUACUAAAAAUAGAUAUCUUGUAACCUUCUUGAAAAGAAUUGAAUAGAGAAAAUUCACUUUUAUUCUAAAAAUUAAGUUUCCCAGGCUUUAAAUGCGGCUUCAGCUCUGCCUGAUGUAGUCUCGCUGCUAAAACCAGACCCGAACCAAGCCAAAGAAAGACAUUUUAUUAUUAUAAUUGUUAAUACUUAGUUUUCUUUUUGUUUUAGACAUGCCAGAUGAAAGUGUACGGCAAGACUUUCUCGACGAAAUUCAGUUGAUGAAGGCGGUGGGUUCACACAAGAAUAUUGUCAGCAUGGUCGGCUGCUGCACUCUCGAGGAACCUAUGUUUUUGUUAGUUGAAUAUGCCCCGUACGGUGAUCUCCUACACUACCUCAGAAAACAUAGGAAAACGGUAUUUAUCCCCUUAAAUACUUACAUGGAUACUUUAUUAUACUCUGUCCCUAAUCAGGGCAUUUCAGAAGUACAGACAAACGCAUUUUAUAACUGUCUUAAAAACCAAUUAAAAUAUGAAUGACAUUAGAACUAAAAUAUUUACAAGCUAAUCUCUAUUAACAUAUACUAAAACAGUGGAUGGUGUUUUCCGCGCGCUCUGAUUGGCUACUCAAUCAGGGAAUAUCCUGCACUAUUCACUGAUUCACCUCCAGUUCCUCCGAGCGAGCGAUGCCAAACUCGCGUAAGUUGCGAGCAAAAUGCCUUCCCGGUUUGCUGCCGUAAACAAACAAAGAAAUUUCACAACUAAUCAAGCAAACUGUUUCCGAAAUACACGAAGAAGGUGACGAAGUUCUGAUUGGAAGUUUAAACAGGUAAAGCUUUGUCUUUUUGACACGAAUUUAUCGAUAAAACCGGUGAAAAAGUUUUUUGUUUACUAAUGCAAAUUAAGUUUAAGUCUUGCCUUACUUUAUUUAGUUGAGUUGUUCAUAAAUAAGGUUAAAACUAAAUUUAAUAGUCUUUUGUUAUAGAAUGAUUUUAAAUACAAAAAGAAUUCUCGACUCCUUUUGAAGAAAUUUCCCCGCAAGAGCUAAAUAAAUGCCUUCAAAAGUUUUAAUUGUCGGCAAGAAAAAGCGACGGCCGCGGCCGCUCGAUCAUUACGCGCCAAAAUUGUAAUCGUUGGCAACGGUAUUUGAGUUAAAAAUCAUCAUUUUUGUGCUCAAUUAUCUCACUGUUUUAGUAUAUACUAAAACAAUUGUCGGUGGCUAGUGUCGGUGGUUAGCCACUCAGUGUCGGUGGCUAGUCGUGGAUAUUUACCUCACGGCUUCGCAGUUCGGUAAAUAUCCACCUCGACUAGCCACCUCCACUUGGGUCAAGUAGUAUAAAGAAUUAUUGUAAUGCUAAUUAUUAAGAAAAUCUUCAAGCAGCUUUUUCGCAGCAAUGCACGCUUAAAAGAGUUUUAUCGUCUUAGUAAAGUUUGAUCGAGCCUUAGGGCGGCAUUCUGAAAUGAACGUUUACCAGUAUUUGUUUUAAGUAGCGGGAUAUCCAAUAACUAAGAACUCCUGGUUUGGCGGUACAGACAUGCUAGAUCGUUUUACAAAACUAUCUGCUUUCCAUUUAAUGUUUUGAAGUGGCUUUGCCUAUAUGCCAGGGAAAAUCCGUGGUGAGGAGAGGGGAGGCGGUAAUUCCUCUUUCCUAAUUCACACAUCCAUGGCAGGUUCCUCAGUGUGAAAAACGUGGACGUUCCCAUAGGAAACGGCAAAUCGAUAUAAAAGCUUACUUCCACAAUUUUUAUCACCACCGUGUUUUAUUAUGGAUAUGGGAUUACGGUCUUUGGGAGCAAGAGAACUCAAGUUCUCACUACAACAAAUUCUUCGAUACCUUAAAAAUUCGUUUGUUCUUCUCAAAACAGUGACAUCCAAGCUUUCAAGGCUCUUAUGAAAAAGCUAGUCAAUGCAUUAAAAGAAACAGAUCAGUGUUGCUUAUAAUUAAUACCGCACCUUUUGUCCAAAAAUUUGGAGCGUAUUACUUAAACUAAAUAGUACAUACACCAUUUGCACAUCUCCCAUAAUGCACCUUGAUUGCCCCUAUUCUCCGCCCCCACCCACCCGCCAAAAAAAGGGAAUUCCUCUUAUAUGAUUAAUACAACUGUCACAAAAGGAAUUGAAAACAAUCAAUUAAUUUUUUGGCAAAAUAUUGGCGGGUAAACAAGGUGUACUAUGGGAGACCCAAUGAAGUGCCGAGUUGGUUCAUAUCCUUCUUUACGUCUUCCAGGCCUUGCAAAAGUCAAACAAAGAGCUUGGAUCUUCAGUCACAUUCACUUCACCAGACGAGCAGAUAAACAGGAUAAACACUGGCAGGGACACCAAUACAGUCUUGAAAACGGAAGAUCAGGAAGAAAAAGAAUUCUACAACGAGGAGAUUUUGACCCCUGGAAUUCUAAUGGCGUUUGCUUGGCAUGUUUGUCAAGGCAUGGUAAGCAACCCACCAAUCUUAAGCUACUUUUUUCUGAGAAAAACGUUCGUCCACUAGAGAAGAAAACUGAACCACCAAACUUCUUCUAGUUAGCACAAGUGGCUUGGUUCCGGACCGCGGAGCUCUAGGCUUAAGUAUGUUUCCCGGCCGAAAGUGCUAGUUGAUUAUUCUGGCAUCUGCAAAUGAUUGAAAACUUUUUUUGAUUUGUGGUCUCUGAUAAGCUCGUUAGUGUAGAAUGACGAUAAACCUAGGGUUCUUUUACGCGGUUGUUCCACUCAAUUCUACUUUGCAGCACGUUUAAAUCUCUGACAUAAAAUGUUUUUUCCACUGUGUAAGGAAUACCUGGCGAGAAAAGGAUACGUUCAUCGCGAUUUGGCGGCUAGAAAUGUACUUAUUGGAGAAAAGAAAAUUGCAAAAGUGUCAGACUUUGGACUGAGUCGACACGUGUAUGAAAAGAAAGUUUACCAUGGUAAACGAAACAGGAAACUUCCUUUCAAAUGGAUGUCAACAGAAGCCAUCUUUGACCAGACAUUCACUACGAAGAGCGAUGUGUAAGAUUACUGAUAAUUAGCGCAUAUUAACUAAAUAUAACGCUUUUCGAAUAUAAAGAAAAAACUACAUAUACUCUUUCAAUGCCAAGUUCAUAUGAAUCAAAUAUUUAACUAGAGCGAGCCUAUACCCUGCCAACAGGAGUUUUUUUGGCACGGGUUUUAGCUUUUACGAAGUAUUUCAUGUAGCUGGCUUGUUUACGACUGUGCCUAUGUUAAAGGUCAUGCUGGACAAAAAAGACAGUAGUAUAGUAGUGAUAUUUACUUCUUUUGGUGAGGAUUUCAUUACUUUGCGAUCAAAUGCAUUAACGCCGAUGAUAUCACAGUCUUUGCAGUCUUGAACUCAUCUAUAAAAUGAUGAGACCCUGAGACCCUGCUAGCAGGUUUUCUAGUUAAUACAUAAUAAUGUCCUGCUUUAGGAUUGACUAAAAGCUAAGACGAAAUCAUCCAUAGGUAGAAGUGUAAACAGAAUAAUCCCUUACUCGUGACGUCAUAACCCAAGAUAAUAGCUCGAUUAAUGUCUUGCUUUAGGAUUGACUAAAAGCUAAGAAAAUCAUCCAUAGGUAGAAGUGUAAAUUCAAGGUUUGGAUAGGAUAAUCCCUUACUCGUGACGUCAUAACCCAAGAUUUAUUUCCAGCUGCUCUCGUUAUCCAGUGCAGACAACUUAUUUUCCUGCUUCAGUUAUACGGUUUUCUGGCUGAAUUUAAAAAAAAAAACGUAUUUAGAGCAGUACUGGUGCAUUAUGAUAGUCCUGUGAUGGACUUAAUCAUAAAAGAUUUUGCAAAAAAAAAAAGGGCAUACAUCGUCCAUAACAAUUAUUAUGAGCAAUAUUUAAGGCAUCAGCCAGUUCCUUUAACCAAAACAUGCCUGCGGUAACAAACAUGAUGAAACAACGCAUGUAGCAAAAAUCAAGAAUUUAAAGACUUCACUUGACCUGAAGACCUGACGUCAAGUCUUUAAAAUCUUAAUUUUCGUAACAUGCUUUUUUUCAUCAUGUUUGUUCUUGUUACCGUAGUUUGUUUUUUAUUUUUAAUUACUGAAGUUUAAAUAGCCAAAAAAAUAAGAGUGUUAACAAUAUAAAACAUACCUGUUUUUAAUGACAAAUCUGACAUUUUUUUCUCGUAUUUUUCACAGAUGGGCCUUUGGAGUUGUACUUUGGGAAAUAGUUACUCUAGGUACGCUAACAGCUAAAUCUAUCUGUAUAGAAUUUUGAGUAACAGUGACUUUAAAAAAAUAUAUGAAAUAUGAUAUUGACGGCGUGGUAGCCAUUUACGCCUUUUUUAUCAUGCUAAGUAAACGCAGACAACGUAGUGUUGGUCACUUAGCACAUGAUCAUUUUUCGAAUAGGUGCAAAAAUCAUUUAAACCAUUUUUGGAGGAAUUGUGUGACACUGCCCAUAACUGCUCCAUUGUUGUGAGAUUGCCAAAAAAAUGAUACGUAAGAAGCAUUUGUGCCAGUUCAAAGAGAUCUGGGAAAAAAAUUGACUUUUUCAAAGUCUUUCUGAAAAAAUGGCUGUUCGGUGUUUAUCGCCAAAGGUUCAGUUUUCGCUGAAAAAAAGAGUGGCAAGCCCGUUUUUCUAUUAAUUGGAUUUUAUUAGCCCUUGGUAUGAUCCACUUGUCUUACAAAGUCAUUAGUGGCCUUACGAGAAGACGUUUUUGAACGAUGAAAGUCAACCGGAGUGGUCCUACUUGGGCAGUACUCUCGCUCAAAUCUGGGGAAAACCGUCUCUAUACGUGUCAAGACACGUAGCAACACAAAUCUGGUAGCGUGAAGGGUAAGUAUAGGGAAAAGGUUGCUUGCUUUGUGAUAAGUUUUAUGGUCAAAGACGCUGGUGCUGUUAUGCUACUUUUUCGUUUGGAAAACACAACGAGGGUUACAGCUGUAUAUGUCAUAAUGUAAAUACUCAAAACGUAAAAAUUGCAAGGAAAGACAGGCCCCACUUCUUAGCUUAACGCCGGUGUGAAACCUUUGAAAACCUCUUACAUAUUGAUAUUGCUCCAGUGUGGAGUACAGUUCAGCACAGGAAAAAUGUGUUCGUUUUGCAUAACCUUAUACUACAGGCAGUUAAUUCAGUUAACGCGUAUUCCUUUUGAAUUGGUUGUCCGUUUUAUAAGAUAUCAAAAUCGCGUGAAAGUAAAUACAUUUUCCUACUAUAAUAGUCGAGUUUCUGUGAAACCAUAAUAAUUUUUGAAGAGAGGAAGGGAUAUAAUUUCAAGGAAUGACAAUGUACCUCGUUGUAUCUCAACUCAAAAAUGGACAAAUCGAAAUUGAACAUGGCUGUUUUUAACCCUUUGGUAGACGACCGCGCGAUUUCCCGAAUACCUACCCGCGAAGCAAACAUGAGUAAACGUACGUAGAGGAAAAAUAUCCAUAAAAUAGGCUUAAAGGAUUAUCUCUUUAUAUAACUCACUCACUCACUCACUCACUUGGUCGACCGAAGGCGGGCAACCACUAGAUCUUUCCACAGCCUCUUAUCAGCCAUCAACCACUACAGCAAUCUCACUUGCUUCGAGUGCCCCAGUAUCCCUCUUAAGAGUGUCAAUAUAGUUAGUAUUCGGUCUUCCUCUCCCGCGAUGACCAUGUGUGGGCUCCCAUAGGACUAAUUUCUGGGUACUUAGCUCUGGAUGGCGAUAACAGUGUCCCGCAAGUUGUAGUCUACGAGAGGCGAUUUUGUUGCUGACUGCUGGUAGAUCUCCGUACAGUUGUUGGUUUGGUAUGUGGCUGCUCCAGUGGAUGUUUAAAGCUUUUCGCAGCAUCCUAGUGUAUGUUCCAUCCAACGACGUUUCUUGUGCUUUUGACAGAGCCCGCCUCUCGCACCCAUAAAGUAAGAUUGAUUCGAUGGUGGCUAUGAAGAAUCUGAUUUUUAAAUCUUUACUCAUAUUGGACUUCCAUAUUUUCGUCAUACCAUUCAAAGCUCUCCAAGCCUGUGCUUUCCUUAUGCUGAUGUCUGUUUCUGAGUUAUCAACCCAUGACCCUAAAUAUUUGAAGUCAUCCUUCCAUUCCAGAUAAGUGCCAUCAAAUGUAUGUAAUGGUGUUGGAUCAUCAAUGUUAUAAGCAACUGAUUUUGUUUUCUUAGCAUUCAGUACUAGGCCAACUUUCUUGCACUCUUUUUCUACUGUUAGCAGUAAUUCCUGAGCUUGAGCUAUUUCAUACGACCGUAGUGCUAUGUCGUCUGCGAAGUCUAAGUCAGCAAGAACUACUUUGGGGUGUGUUCUUGAUCUUCGAGGGGUGAUGGUAAAUCCCAACUCUUCUUCUUUCCCAGCCAUAGCUUUUCUCAUAGCAUAGUCAAGCACGAUUAUAAACAGGAAAGGAGUUUAUGUGUCGCCCUGCUGUACACCGGUUGUGAUUUCAAACAUCCCUGUUUCUCCAUCUGGAGAAAGCACUUUGGCCUUUGUAUUCGUAUACAUCAUCUCAAUAGCUUGCAAUAGGUUAGGUGGAAUCCCAUAGGCUUUAAGAAUACGCAUCAUGUUACCCCGAUGAAUUGAGUCGAAUGCCUUCUUGAAGUCAAUAAAAGUCAUGACAGCUUCAAUGUUAUUUGCUUUAACUCCCUCGAUUAUUCUUCUGAGUGUUAAUAUUUAGUCUAUAUUUGGGCCACUGUAGAUCGUUUGGGCCGAAAACCGUUCUGGUUUACUCUGAGUCGGAUGUCAAUUACACUCCUGAUUCGCUUUAAAAUCAGGCGAUUAUACAUCUUGGCUAUAAUGCAAAUCAGGCUGAUUCCUCUGUAAUUAUCGGUCUUUGACAAGUCCCCAGAUUUAGGUACAGGGAUGAUAUUCAUAUAGGACCACAGAUCAGGUUUGUCAUUGUCAUAACUAGAAUAAUCAGUAAUUCAUAUUUUCAAAGGUGCCUAAAAAUUCAUCUCUCGCAGAAGUGAUGCGUGUAUAUAUGAGUAGCAUAAAAUAGGUCAACUUGGUCUGACGAUCGUGUUUUGAGCCAUGGCAUUAACAUUAAUGAACAAACACAAAACAAAAGACAAAGAAAUUAUUUCUUGAAAAAUUAGAAAAAAAAAUCCAUUAGUUGAUCCUUAAAAGCAAUCCGCGUAAUACUUAACUAGAACGUGGAUCCGUUUACGCAAGUGAAAAUCGGCUGAGCACACGGGAAAAUUCAACACAAAAUCACACCAUCGCCAAUCGGGCACGUUUUGUAAUUUUUCUUUCAGCACCGAUAUCGAAAUGAAUUUAACGUCUAUGAAACAUUGAUAAGUACAUAAAUUUCCUUUUACAAACGUACUAAUUUUCUUCACCAUACAGUAAAAUUCUCCAAAACGUCGCUGCCUUGGUUGCAUUUCAAAACAGGCCAAGCACUCAGCCGUGAAGAAAAUAAAGUAGAAUUCCUCGAAAAACAAUUCCAUAAUGAAAAGCUUUCCUUUGCCCACAAAAAGAAAACUGGACUUUCUUUUGAACUUUCCCCACAACCUGUACAAUGAAUAGGAAUCUCACGCCGUCGAAUUUAUCCAAAAUUCGCCUGUUAGCCGGUAACACGGUAUUCGCGGUGGGUCAUCCAUCCAGUUCCUAAGCCCGUCCGCCAGGGCUCAACUUGAGUGCCCCUACAAAAGGGUCAUUGCAAGAUACGUAUUUCUAGUUUAGUUUUAAUACGCGUGCAUAAUUACCUAGCAGCACAUUGUAGCUCUCUGACCUACGCCAUAUAAGCCUCUGGCUUUGGCAUUGUGCUUUGUGUACUUAUUUAUCAAUAAAGGUUAUUAUUAUUAUUAUUAUUAUUAUUAUUAUUAUUAUUAUUAUUGUUAAGGUCCUCGAUUCGGGGAAAUUACAUUGCAAAAACAGCGAGAACCGGCUUCAUCAACUUUCAUGCGUCAUUUCAGUCAUCGCCGAAAAUAAACCGCAUGCUCAUCACGAGACUCAUUUGAAAACAAUGAAUUCAAAGUCGUCACGAUUCUUAUCCCCAGUUUCCACGGUCUCCGCUAGGAACGCCUGGGAGCAUCAAGUCCUAGUUGAUGCCCACACACAAAGAAAAAUAAAAAAAGGCCUGCAUUUUUAGAGUCUUUCCUUGCUAAAGCAAAAUCGACUAAUAAAAUGUCUAUAAUUUGUAAAUUUAUUGACUUAUAAAAUGUCUAUAAUUUGUAAAUUUAUAGACUAAUAAAAUGUCUAUAAUCUGUAAAUUUAUAGACUUUUGAUAAAGGUCCAAUCUUCCCCUCUUUGGGUGCGUCGCUCAAAAACGCGACCUUUGCUUAAACUCCCUAAUAUCUGGGAAAAUACUUCCCAAGCAUUACUGGCCACAAGCCGUUCUGAUUAAUAAAUCAUUGUAUCAGGUGGGACGCCAUACCCUACCUUGGAAAGCAAAGAAUUGUUUCAACUGCUGAAGAAUGGGUACAGAAUGGAAAAACCAGAAACUUGCAACGAGGAGCUGUAAGUAGUGGCAUUGAUGAUGAAGAUAUCUAACUUAAAUAACCAUUCAGUUACCAACAGCUACUAGCUGAUUCUCCCUUUAAUGGGAAAAUUUCUCUUAUUCUUUUUUUUUUCAGCUACAAAAUGAUGCAGGACUGUUGGCAGAACAACCCUGAAAAUCGUCCCACCUUCACUCAGAUUCGGGAGAGCCUGGAGACCAUAAUGCAGAAGGAAAAUCCAUAUCUGGACCUGACUGCUGUGGACGAAUCGCACGCCGAAUACAACGUGCAGUCUUGUGACAGUAUGGCGGAGGAGUCCGACGAUGAUCAAAGAGACGGCAAUGUUAAAGCAGUGUGCCACGAAGGUAUGCAACAUCGAUUAAAUUUCCAUUCGCUGGAACCGAUUUAAUACACAUUGAUUUUAAUCUAUAAACUGUAUAUUCCUUCUUUUCAGAGGCAGGUGGAGACCUAAAGGAGAACAUUACGAAAAAUGAUCCACAGUCCAGUAAUCUGUCAGUGGAUAUCAACUCCAAACCUGAAAUCGAGCUGACAACAGAGAGUAAUAAUUGUGCAAAGAACAAUCAAGGUCCUAAAAGCUACGUGCUUAAUUUGAAUACACUGGAAACGCGUUUCUGA
Porites lobata is the source of this 27789-nucleotide messenger RNA. The record is from the annotation of a GenBank genome assembly. NCBI's taxonomy places the organism in Eukaryota, Metazoa, Cnidaria, Anthozoa, Scleractinia, Poritidae.